Molecule: messenger RNA, 2008 nt
Organism: Impatiens glandulifera
Lineage: Eukaryota; Viridiplantae; Streptophyta; Magnoliopsida; Ericales; Balsaminaceae
Product: serine/threonine-protein kinase haspin homolog
Exons: 14
Coding region: 42-1880 (612 amino acids)
Biological process (GO): intracellular signal transduction; protein phosphorylation; mitotic cell cycle
Cellular component (GO): cytoplasm; nucleus
Molecular function (GO): histone H3T3 kinase activity; ATP binding
Source: RefSeq, a predicted model, not a curated record
GCUUGACAACACUGUAGCUGUUCUUCCGAUCAAGUAAUACGAUGGCGUCUAAAUCAGGUGCCGAUCUCUGGUCGGAACUGAUAGCAUCCGAAAGAGGCGAAGAUCAUUUCAUGGAAGAAAAUCAGGAAGAGCCACAAAUUGAAGUUGUUUACAGGCGGAAGCAAGUUGAUAUCCCUAUACCUAAUGAUAAUUCUAAGAGGCAGUCCAAUCCCAUUAAUCAAGGGAGGGUAAGUUUCAUUGUCGUUAAGCGAAACAGCAGGAAUCGUUCUCUUUCAAUCAGAGGAAGGACAAGCAUUGCGGUUGCUGCUUGUGCAGAUUACAAUCAACCAAGAGAGAAGCCAAAAAGAAAGAACAAACCUCCUAUUCCAAGAGGGAAAACAGUACAAGCACCGACUUAUGAAAAGGAACAGGCCUACUUUCAAGAGGUUGAUGCAUUUGAACUUUUGGAAGAAAGUCCAUCUCCAAAUAACUCUAAGACUUGGAAUUCUAGUGUCCCAAGUAAAGAUAUCACAAUACCACCUUUGGCUGCAGCACUUCAGAGAUGGCUAAUUUCUAAGAGACGAGAAAGAAGUUGUGUUCCUUAUGCUUCACUGUCGAAGAUACUACAUACUCCUUUUAUAUCGUGUAACCGUAUUGACGAACACCUUCCAUACUCUCCAAUACAUAAGACCCCCCUUUCAAAAUCAUUCAUGUAUAGCAGAUUCAAUGCUGAUGGUUCACAAAAAAGUGACAAUGAAGAAAACCAAUUUAUAAUUGAGGAGGAUUGUGAAGACAUCAACAUUAGGGUGCAGAAAGUCUCUCUAACAUCCAGCCUCAGUUCACUACUAGAUGCUGGUGAAUGGGAUGCAUUUAAAUCUCUCUUGGCAGUUUGUGAGCAGUCAGCUCCUUCAACACUGUUAGAAGUGUUCUCUAAACAUUGUCUUCCAGAGAGCAUUGUAAAGAUUGGUGAAGGUACUUAUGGAGAGGCUUUCAAGGCUGGGGAAACCGUUUGUAAACUUGUUCCAUUUGAUGGAGAUUUACGAGUGAAUGGAGAAAUUCAAAAGAGAGCACAUGAAUUACUUGGGGAGGUUAUACUCUCCCGGACUCUUAAUCACUUGAGGGAAGAGGAAGAUGAAAGUCGUUCUUACAAUUCAUGUCCAACUUUCAUAAGGACUCUUGAAUUAAGCAUAUGCCAAGGUGUGUACGAUGCUGCCCUGGUAACUGCUUGGGAAGAUUGGGAUGGGAAGAAUGGUUCGGAGAAUGAUCAUCCAAAGGCAUUUACAGAGCAGCAGCAUUAUGUAAUGUUUGUCCUCGAAAAUGGAGGCCAAGAUUUGGAAAGUUUUGUGCUGAUGAACAUUGAAGAAGCAACGAGUUUAUUGGUUCAGGUCACAAUUGGCUUAGCUGUAGCAGAAGUUGCUUAUGAAUUUGAACAUCGGGACCUCCACUGGGGGAAUAUUCUGUUAAGAAGGAGCGAUUGUCCAACGCUGCGGUUCAAUCUCGAAGGAAAGCAGAAUUCCAUUGCAACUAGUGGGAUUUUGGUGUCCAUUAUUGAUUUCACACUCUCGAGGAUAAACACUGGUGAAGAUAUCCUUUUCCUAGACCUAUCUUCAGAUCCAGAGCUUUUCCAAGGUCCAAAAGGCGACAGACAAUCGGAUACUUAUCGGGGAAUGAGAGACGUCACCCAGGAUUGUUGGGAAGGAAGCUUUCCAAAGACCAAUGUAUUAUGGUUGCAGUAUUUGGUGGAUAUUUUGCUUCUCAAGAAAUCAUUUGAUCGGAGUACAAAGGACGAAAGAGAACUGCGAUCAUUGAAGAAGCGCAUGAACAGUUAUAAUUCGGCUAGAGAAGCAGCCACGGAUCCCCUUUUCCAAAAUCUGUUAAUGUAUCAAAUUCAAGCCACAUGAAUAUAAUCUGAUUAAUCAGUAUUGUAAAGUAUUUGGAUAAGAAGGAUCUUUCUUCAUCCUAAUCUGUGUAAUAACCCAUCACAACUUCAGUCAAUCCUUAAGGAGCAAGCAUUAAAUCUUUUGUUUAU